AUGUCCAUAUCCCUCCCUCCAUCCUACGAAUCCCACCCAACAUCCCACAUCAAACUCUCCCAUCACCCACCCAACACCCCCUCCCCAACCCCCGUCAUCAUCAUCACCCUCAACCGGCCCGAGAAACGCAAUGCCUUUACCUCCACCAUGGCCCAGGAGCUCGAAUGGGCCUUUACCACGCUGGACCGCGAUCCCCGCGUGAAGGUGAUAGUCCUCACCGGGAGCGGAGAUACAUUCUGCGCUGGAGCGGAUCUCGAGAUUGGAUUCAGCGUAGGCGAGAAGGGGAAGAAGUUGAAUUUGGGUGAUUAUCGCGAUAGCGGCGGCCGCGUCGCCCUCUCUAUCCACCGCUGCCGCAAGCCCACCAUCGCCGCCAUGCAAGGAUCCGCCGUAGGAGUCGGCAUGACCAUGACUCUUCCUGCGGCUAUACGAAUCGCCCACACCCCCAGCAAAUACGGCUUCGUCUUCGCCCGCCGCGGCAUAACCAUGGAAUCCUGCUCCAGCUACCUCCUGCCCCGGCUAAUUGGGUACUCGCGCGCCAUGUACCUCGUCUCCACGGGGGCAGUGCACCCGCCCACAUCACCGCACUUUGGGGGACUCUUUGCUGAAACGUUCCCAACCAAGGAAGGCGUGGUGAAGCGGGCGGUAGAGUUGGCGAGUGAGAUGGCCCAGCUGGUGAGCCCGAUGGCCGGGGCGUUGAAUCGCGCCUUGAUGUGGAGGGCGCCGGGGAGUGUGGAGGAGGCGCAUUUGCUGGAGUCGAGGGUUUUGGGGCAUAUGUUUGCUUCGCAGGAUCAGAAGGAGGGUGUCGGGGCGUUCUUUGAGAAGAGGAAGCCCGAGUUCAAGUGUGAUUUGGACGUGGAUGGGCCGGGAAAUUAUCCUUGGUGGGGAGAGGUGGAUAUUGAUCCGAGGAAGGAGGUCGAAAAGUCGAAGUUGUGA
Molecule: messenger RNA, 933 nt
Organism: Aspergillus welwitschiae
Lineage: Eukaryota; Fungi; Ascomycota; Eurotiomycetes; Eurotiales; Aspergillaceae
Product: enoyl-CoA hydratase/isomerase family protein
Exons: 4
Coding region: 1-933 (310 amino acids)
Source: RefSeq, a predicted model, not a curated record